Anneissia japonica is the source of this 1963-nucleotide messenger RNA. Its product is annotated as leucine-rich PPR motif-containing protein, mitochondrial-like. Bases 68 to 1963 code for a protein of 631 amino acids. Gene Ontology annotation, molecular function: protein binding. The record is from RefSeq and is a predicted model, not a curated record. Lineage: Eukaryota; Metazoa; Echinodermata; Crinoidea; Comatulida; Comatulidae. The transcript has 14 exons.
UGUAGAAUAUGUUGGAUUGAUUUUGGUGAAUCUAAUCAGUGCGAUCCCUCAGGGCGAUAACGAUCGUAUGCGGCCUCAUUUGGAAUUAUUACUCAACAAUUUUGCAGAUAAAGGAAUAUAUAUAUCAGCCUAUAAAUUCCGACGUGCCCGUACCAUACUGGACCAGCUGAAGCUUGGUGGGUUGAAGGCUAAUGCCGCUAAGAUUGUAGAUCCUGUGGACGGAGUAGUAACAUCAUCUGGAAGGAUGGACUUUUUGGCAAAGGAUAUUGAAAAUAUUGACAUGCUAGAAGCCAACCUGCAAGAACUAAAGACAAAAGACGGAAAUUUUAGACCCGUAUUGAGACGUCUGAUUGAAGCUUACUGUGAGACAAAUCAACCCGAUAAAGCUUUGGAAUAUAAAGUUGAAUGGGAUAAUUCAGGUUACGAGCCUGCUGCGGGUAUUCUGUCCAGGCUUAUUGGAGUUUGUAGUGCAAAUAACAACCAACAAGAAGCCCUUAAGCUGAGGAAUGAAUUGAAAGCAAAAUUUCCUGAGUUUAAAAUGGAUAUGCUAAAAUACUGCCAACUGAUUCAUGGAGCAGUGAAAGAGAACAAAAUUGAUGUUGCCUUGAAUCUAGUUGAUGAUAUCAAGGAAUGUGGCACCUCGACUGACAACGUAGAACGACGGGUCUUCUUCCUACUUCAGAAUUUGACUGAGGAAGGAUAUAUAGAAGAAGCUAAGCAGUUGACAAGAAAAUUUAUUGACUGCAAUAUUGUUAAUUCAAACAACAAUAUUCUGAGGCCCGUGGUCACUGCUCUAAUGGACAAGAGAGACAUGGAAGGUGCAUUGUCAUGGAUACAGGAAUGCCAAGCCAAGUAUGGAUUUAUGCCAAGUUUUCAUGAUAUAUUGGUGCGUCUUAUUAAUGAGGGAGAUAAGGACAUGCUUCAGAAGGCAAUGGAGUUUAGUAGUUCCCAUCAUGGUGACAUUAAUAUGCUGUAUGAUAUGACAUUUGCAUUUUUGACUACUAGUAAAUUUGAUGAGGCAAAGAAAAUCAUUGAUACACCAGGGAUGAUUGCUAGAGCAGGAAGACUUCAGUGGUACUCAGAAAAAUGCCUGGUAGACCAAAUGCAAGAACAGAUGGAGAAAUUAGUUGAAAUCACCAAAGAUCUAUACAACUGUAACAGAGAUAACCUUUAUUUCUCUCUCUUGCAACUUUAUGCUAGGAAAGAAGAUCCUAAUAAAUGCCUUCAAAUCUGGACCAACAUGCAAGAAGAGGAAGUGAUCCCAUCUGAUCGUACGCUGCGAUACCUAGCUAAUGUUUUGAAAUCUCAUGAUCAGCCUAUACCCUAUGAAGUACCACAGAUAAUGGAUAUGUCUCCUCAAAGUGGUAUUACAGAUAUUAAUGGUGAUGACAGCAAUAUUGUUAAGUUAUGCUUGGAAGGGAAUAUAGAUCAAGCUUUGCAACUGAUUAAUGAUGCUAAGGAGAACAAAACAUCAUUGAAGUACAAAACGCUUGACACUGUCAUUUUGUCUGCUCUUAAACUGGGUGACGUUGAUACAGCAUUGAAAGUCCGAGAUAUUAUUAAAGAGUUUGGUUUGACGGUGAAUAAAUUAACCAACAGCGCUAUCUUCUUUCAUUACAUUGAAACUGACAACUUACCUGCUGCUGAAAACAUCUUUGAAGAUUUCAUUGCCAAAGGAAUUCAGCCAACUGUUAGAAUGACACGUGCACUUGCACUUAAGUAUGAGCAGACUGGCAACAUGGAUAAAAUCAAUAACAUGAUAGAUCAACUCGGUGAUUCUCAUGAUGAACAAUACCAACUUUAUAAGUAUGUGCUUGGUGCAUUGCUUUAUAGGAAUGAGUUAGACACAGCUUUCACAAAAAUUAAAGAGAAACUUUCAGAAACACAGAAUGGUGACAAAGUUGGACUUCGCUCAUUCUUUUCUAAGAUGAUACAAAAUGAACUACCACUUGACAAAGGUUAG